UAAAAUCAACCCAACUUUUUAUGUUUCCAUUCAUCCUCAAAGAACCCUCCUUUUUCUUCCUUUUAAUUUCCUUUCUUCCUAAUCUUCGAUUUUUGCAGAAAAGGGACAAGUUUUUGAGUUCCCAUUUCCCUCCCCUGUUUUCUGUUCUUGAGAAAAAAAUGAACAUAACCAAUCAAAACUCCCCAUUUUUCACUCAAAACCAUGAUUCCAACAUCGGAUCAUAUCUCUCGCAGCUCAUUUUAAGCAGUAAUUCAAACACCACGGAUUCAAUAUUUUCAAAGUGCUACGAAGCAGGCCCUGCAGCUGGCCAUGUUUUAGGCCCGGUUGGAUCGUCCGUGUACCUACAGCAGAGGGAUUUGAUGAUCAAUCAAUUUUCCCGCGAGAGCGCCUCCGCGAUUUCGAGAAUCGGGCCGAGGAGUGGGAAGCUGUACAGAGGGGUGCGGCAGCGGCAAUGGGGGAAGUGGGUGGCGGAGAUACGGCUGCCGCAGAACAGGAUACGGGUGUGGCUGGGCACCUACGACUCGCCCGAGGCCGCCGCCUACGCCUAUGACCGGGCGGCCUACAAGCUGCGGGCCGAGUACGCCCGCCUCAACUUCCCCAACCUCCGCGACCCGGCCCGCCUCGGCCUCGGGGACGCCCCGCGGCUCGAGGCGCUGGGGAGAGCCGUCGACGCCAAGAUCGAGGCCGUGUGGCGGAAGCUCAAGAGAGAGAAGAAAGCCCGCCGGGAUGCCGGGAAAUUGGGGGGAAAAAGUGGGGAAGGAGAUAGUGGUGUGAAGAAAUGUGACUCUUCGGGAGCGCUAGAAGAGGGCUGUGGGGCUAGUGUUGUGGGCGAGGGGUCGUCAGGGUCUGUGACCGAGUGGUGCUCGGGUGCAGAGGAGGCCGCGGUGUCGGAGAUGGAGGGAUUCUUGCUUGCUAGGGUGCCGUCGUUUGACCCGGAGUUAAUAUGGGAAGUUCUUGCAAAUUAGUCACAAUACGAAUCUCCAUCAAUCCAUUUGAUUGAGGAUCAAAAACUAAAUAUAUACUAGUUGUAAUUAGGAAUGUUGUUAAUAGCUAGUAUUAUGUAUUCAAGAAAUUUGGAAUCGGGUUUUUAUGUGGACAGUGAUAGUAGUAAAAGUGGUAGUUUUUGGUUGAGAAGCUUUAUUAUCCAUCUGGUUUUUAUAGGAUGGAGUAUUUUAUAUGCUUCUGAUAUGAAUUGUAUGAAGUUUUACUUGCUAUUAUGUGUUACAAAAUCUUGACAAGGAAUUAUUGUUGCAAUGUGAUAUACUGUAU
Messenger RNA from Salvia splendens (bonfire salvia), 1269 nucleotides. Its product is annotated as ethylene-responsive transcription factor ERF061. Gene Ontology annotation, molecular function: DNA-binding transcription factor activity; DNA binding. The transcript has a single exon. The record is from RefSeq and is a predicted model, not a curated record. Gene Ontology annotation, biological process: regulation of DNA-templated transcription. NCBI's taxonomy places the organism in Eukaryota, Viridiplantae, Streptophyta, Magnoliopsida, Lamiales, Lamiaceae. Bases 21 to 965 code for a protein of 314 amino acids.